Messenger RNA from Meleagris gallopavo (turkey), 1323 nucleotides. The record is from RefSeq and is a predicted model, not a curated record. NCBI's taxonomy places the organism in Eukaryota, Metazoa, Chordata, Aves, Galliformes, Phasianidae.
GUGCAUGGUUUAGUAAAAACUAUUUGGAAACUACUGCAAAUUCAAGCUACACAACUGGGAAGAGAUGGAGAUGAGGCUGUUCAGAAUUUGUAUGGAAUCAGGAACAAUCCUCAUCCAUUAAUCACUGCCCUUGAAAAUAGACCUGAUUGCUGGCCUGUUCUACUGCAGCAGAUAACAGUAUUUUUCCAUCAGUGUUCAGAGAGGGCACAGAGUUCAUGUGUUGCUAUAAUGGCUCCAUUUCUGAGAUACCUGUACUGCGAACCAUCUCAGUUACGGGAAUAUGCUGAACUGCGUAUGGGCUUACUUAGGAUUUUACUUCAGCCACGUGGUCCAAAGCAUAAAGAAGGACCCUGUGUUCUGGAGCAUCAUAUUCUUCAGCUCCUGUAUGAUUUGAUUCCACACCUUCAGGUUAAAGACUUGCCACAAGUUACAGAAGCCUUGUUUUUUCUUCAAGAGCUAUUCCUGAGCUUGUUGCGCUUUCCUGUGUUUUGGAAAGUUCAAUUAUCCCAAUUUUGUCUGCAACUGAUAUGCUUCUGUGAAGUGUGUUUAAAUGUAACAGGAGAAUGUUCAUCUCUGAUCUCCAUAAUAGAGGACAACUUUGAGCUCUUACAAGAGGUGUUUCCAGUGGAACAGUGUGUAAUUGGACUAGCACUUCUGCUGCUGCAAACACCAGAAAGUCAACAGAAGUCUAUCUUGAGUCUAGUCUACAAGCUCCUUUCCUCUUCAGAAAACAUUUCAGCCACAGCCCUUGUUUUGGUGAUGCCUCUGCUACAAAUCUUAUCUUCUUCAUCAGUCGGAGACUGCUUACAGGAGGGUGAUUCUGGAACUACUAGGCAGCAACUUGCGACAGAUAUUUUGGAAAUAUUAAAGAAGGAAGAUGUGAAGAAUAAAAAGGAAUUGAUGUCCUGUAAACUCCUGUUCCCCAUAACCAGCUCUUAUUGUUCAUUAUACACUACUUGGAAGAUUUUAGAGCUCAUGAAAGAAAAGUCAGCAGUUAUUGACUGGUUAUCUUCAGUGAGGUCACUGCUGCCUGUUACAACUCAAGUCCCUACCCACAUUUUUCUGCUGCUGGCUUAUCUACUGAUCCAAGAAAAAGGAGACAGUCUUCGUAAUGUACUGCAGACUACUACAGAGGUAGCCAAAACAGAUUGUUCUCAGGUCCCAAGUCUUAUCCCUGUUCUGAUAUUUAUAUUGGGAAGACCUUUGGAGCCUGCACUUUACAGGGAUAUAUUGUAUACUUUGCCUUCACUUGGUGUACACAAGGUCAGAAUGAAAGUUCUUUUAGUAAAAUGAAAACUGUAUCAAUAAGUGGUCAUUUAUUUA